AUGUCCUUACAGAAACUCAUGGAGUCAGAAGCUGGGACCAACAGGACCGCUGUUGCUGAGUUCAUUCUACUGGGCCUAGUGCAAACAGAAGAGAUGCAGUCUGUGAUCUUUGUGCUCCUCCUCUUUGCCUAUCUGGUCACAACUGGGGGCAACCUCAGCAUCCUGGCAGCCAUCUUGGUGGAGCCCAAACUCCACACCCCCAUGUACUUCUUCCUGGGGAACCUAUCAGUGCUGGAUGUCGGAUGUAUCACUGUCACUGUUCCUGCAAUGUUGGGUCGUCUCUUGUCCCACAAGUCCACAAUUUCCUAUGACGCCUGCCUCUCCCAGCUCUUCUUCUUCCACCUUCUGGCUGGGAUGGACUGCUUCCUGCUGACCGCCAUGGCCUAUGACCGAUUCCUGGCCAUCUGCCGGCCCCUCACUUACAGCACCCACAUGAAUCAGAGAGUACAGAGGAUGUUGGUGGCUGUGUCCUGGACUUGUGCCUUCACCAAUGCACUGACCCACACUAUUGCCUUAACUACCCUCAACUUCUGUGGCCCCAGUGUGAUCAAUCACUUCUACUGUGACCUCCCACAGCUCUUCCAGCUCUCCUGCUCCAGCACCCAACUCAAUGAGCUGCUGCUCUUUGUAGCAGCAGCCGUCAUGGCUGUGGCGCCCUUGGUCUUCAUCAGCGUGUCCUAUGCCCAUGUGGUAGCUGCUGUGCUGCAAAUCCACUCUGCUGAGGGCAGAAAGAAGGCCUUCUCCACAUGUGGCUCCCACCUCACUGUGGUGGGCAUCUUCUAUGGGACAGGUGUCUUCAGCUACAUGAGGCUGGGUUCAGUGGAAUCUUCAGACAAGGAUAAGGGGGUUGGGGUUUUCAUGACUGUGAUCAACCCCAUGCUGAACCCACUUAUCUACAGCCUCAGAAAUACUGAUGUUCAGGGCGCUCUGUGUCAGCUACUUGUGGGGAAGCGAUCACUGACCUGAGAGAUGACCUCCUUUCCUGCCUUUUCUGGACCGAGGAAAAUUUCCCGAGAAGAUAGUAACCAACAAACCUUGUUUAUAACCAUUAUUUCUAUCUCCUGAUGCCUGAGGAGUGGUGUUAUGUGUUUGGCCUACAAGGAAACCCUAUAUAAUUCAUUCAUUUAUUCAUUCGACAAAUAUUUAUUAAAUUACUUCUAUGAUCCAAACAAUCUUCUAGGGCAUUGGUGAGCAAAACGGACAAAAGUCUCUGCACUCAAGCACAUCACAUGCUAUAAAGGUAGGCUAAAUAAAUAAAUAAGCAUCAUAUAUAGUAUACCACAUGGUGAUACACUCUAUAGAAAAAAGCUAGUAAGACAGGAAGACAUGAAGUUAGCUUCUGCCAACCAGGCCUCCUGGGCAAGUUGCUACCUUGCUUUGGGCUGUGCCCGCUUUCUCGGUAGAGCUGAAAUCUUGGAAGCACUUUAUGCCUGAGCAGCAAUGUCCUACAGGAAAGGGCCACUUCAUCCCAGCCUAGGUAACCAAGAAUAUCACUGCAAAGUUUCCUUCCAGAGGGAUGUGAGACUCCCUCCAGAUCAGAGUGUGGAAAGGUAUUUUGAACCGUGGGCCCAGUGCCAGGAAUCAUUUCAUGCUACUGCUCACCUUUCACCUCCCAUAAAAUCAGUUCCCUCGCUUUAAUACCACACGGGAAUCCCAUGGGAUGAUCAGGAAACAGGUGGGGUCUAGAGAAGGAAAGAGCUACUAAAUAAAAACCAUGUUAAUACGUACGUGAUAUACCUUAAGAUCAAAAAGGGAAUGUUCUAUCUCCAUCCCCUGCGGCAUCUUUCUGUCUUAUUUGAUAAAUCAUCUUCCUGACACAUAUGAUACUUUUUGAAAGAGUAAGCGUUUAUGUUCCAACUAGGUCCUCAGAAUUUUAUUGUAGAAUACCCAAUACAACAUUCUCUUCCAAAGUCUUACUUUUCUAUCCCAAACCUUCUAGCCUGAAAAUACACACCCAUAAAUGCAGUCCCUGGGAGUGACACCUCCUUCUAACUUUAUUUUAUUAAUACAUCAAUACUGCUGCAACCCAGAGCAUUUCCUCAUCUUGAUGUCUAUCCAGGUUUCAGCCCAUUAAUUCCUGAUUCUCUCCAGCCCCUCUAGGAAGACUGUUUACUGCGUCCUAGCAACACUACUGUCCCUCUGCUGUUCAUCCCUAAAACUGUCCAUGGGUGCACCUGAACCUUGGCUUCUCUGUGAUUUCCUCUUGGGGUUGACUGGAAGGAUGGGCUGAGAUAAGGAUGUGAAGACAAGACAUGAGAGUGGGAGGUAGGAACGGAUUGGAGCGGAGCAAUGAAGAUGAAAUGAGCAUAUCGAGAGGGAUGGGACAGGGUGAUGAGCAAAAGUGGUGAGAAGGAAGGAUGGAAGUAAUGAAGGAAAUGAUGCAAUGAGAGAAUGGGAAGAGAGAAGUAUGUCUCUUACCUGAUGCUCUUGGGUGUCCAGACACUUUAACAUUAAAGAACUUGAGCUUCCCUUAAGGGCAAAGUUCUUGUGAAUGAAAAUCACGGACACGGGUUGUAAUCACAUCUUUCCUACUCAUCCACUGCUCUGUGAUCUUAGAAAGUUCCUUACCAUGGUUGGGCUUGUGUCCACCUGUACCAUAAGGGACUGGGACAAGAUUUUCUAUCCACGGUUCCUCACAUUUAAUGACCUCUGAUCAUAAUAGUCUGAAUGAGCUUUUCCCUGGGUCUGAACACAUCACAAACAUUUUGAGAGCAUUACCACCACCAUUUCCACCACUCCAUCUACGCCGUGAGCAUCUAACGCUUGUCUAUGACCCCCAAAGAUCCCAGGCCCUGGCACUGCCUCCUGUGUGGCAUUGCCACCUCCUUUCCUGUGUUCCACCUGUCCUCCAACACCGAGGGGUUUCCUGAACAAGUGAGAAAGAUGUAUUUCCUUGGGAGUUUCUCUCUUUGUGCUCUCAAAUAUAAAUAUACCUAUCUUUAAAUGUUUCAGAAAUAUUAUACCUGAUAGUGGAAACAUUCAGAAAAUAUUAUUCUUUCAAGUGGGAAAUAAAAAUCCAAUUAUUCCUUCACCUCGCCAAAAACCUCAUCAGAGUUAACUCCUCUUAAGAAUUUGAUGACCAGGCAUGGUGGCUCACACCUGUUAUCCCAGCGCUUUGGGAGGCCAAGGCAGGUAGAUCACCUGAGGUCAGGAGUUCGAGACCAUGCUGGCCAACAUGGUGAAACCCCAUCUCUACUAAAAAUACAAAAAUUAGCCGGGCAUGAUGGCAGGCACCUGUAAUCCCAGCUAGUUGGGAGGCUGAGGCAGGAGAAUUGCUUGAACCCAGGAGGCAGAAGUUGCAGUGAGCUGAGAUAGCGCCACUGCACUCCCGCCUACACUCCAGCCUGGGCAACAAGAGCGAAAUGCCAUCUCAAAAAAAGAAAAAAAAAAAAGAACUUGGUGUUUAAUCCUCCAAAGAUUUCCUAUAUAUAUGAUAUGCCUACUUCACAUCUGUAGAAACAUACUGUUCUGUGAUCUGCUUUAUGAUUCUCC
This is a messenger RNA of Pan troglodytes (chimpanzee), 3492 nucleotides long. RefSeq names its product olfactory receptor family 3 subfamily A member 3 (gene OR3A3). Gene Ontology annotation, molecular function: G protein-coupled receptor activity; olfactory receptor activity. NCBI's taxonomy places the organism in Eukaryota, Metazoa, Chordata, Mammalia, Primates, Hominidae. Gene Ontology annotation, biological process: G protein-coupled receptor signaling pathway. The record is from RefSeq and is a predicted model, not a curated record. The transcript has a single exon. Gene Ontology annotation, cellular component: membrane. The coding region runs from base 1 to 966 and encodes 321 amino acids.